AUGACUCAAGAGACUAAGAACGAGGUUUUUCACCUCGAGGAUGCCAUCAAAGGCUUCCAAAAUCUCCGUGAACAUGAUCCCCAGGACUCAUUACCGGUAUGGAAAGUCCUGGUCAAUAAUUAUAAAAUUGUUGGUCUAUCGUUGUUUGCCAAUUUGGGAGGAUUGAUGUAUGGAUUUGAUACUAUGGCAUUGUCGCUAUGUCUGUCAAUGACACCAUUUGAGCAACAAUUCGGUCAAGAGACAGCAACUGGAUACGUGAUCGCUACAUGGUGGCAAUCAGUAUGGAACGCUUUAUCACAAAUUGCCUGCAUGAUUGGAGCUUGGGGAAUUGGUAAAGUCUCUGACACAUACGGACGACGCGUAUGCUUCAUUCUGGCGGGUAUGGUUGGUAUGGUCGGAGUUGCAGUGCUAUACAUCGCAUCCAACAGUCGAGUUUUCCUUGCUGGAAAGAUUGUCAAUGGUUUGUCUCUGGGCAUGGCAUUGGCUACUGGCCAGAGUUACGUGUCGGAGAUUGCUCCUCUCCGCAUUCGUGGUAUCUUGCUGUCUGCGUAUGCCUUUAGCAUGAACCUUGGACUUAUGAUUUCAGCAUCCGUUGCCUUUAGCCGGAUGGACAUCAUGAACUCCUCAGCAUACAAGGUCCUGUUCGCUGCCGGAUGGGCCUUUCCCUGCCUAUUACUCCUCCUAUCCUGGGUUAUCCCCGAAUCACCUCACUUCCUCGUGCAGAAAGGAAAGAAGGAGGCAGCACAACAAGUCCUGGAGCGGAUCUCGCACAAUGAGUCCGAUGCUCCUGCCAUAUUAGCCGAUAUUGUCCGCGUCCACGAACAUGAAGAGCAGAUGCAUAACGAAUCGAAACCCGGCUUCCUUGAUUGCUUCAGGGGUAACAACUGGCGCCGUACACGAAUCAUCAUUUACUGCAACGGUCUCACGCAGAUGAUUGGAGUUACAUUUCAAUCCAAUGGACCAUACUUCCUGACAAGCGCGGGAAUGAGUUCUAACAAUGUUGGUAUGAUCAUUGAAAUUGGUAUCGGAUUCUCAAUUGCCAGUGCCAUCAUUACCUGGUUUAUCAUUGGGAUGGUUGGAAGAAGAAAGAUCAUCAUGUCGGGUCUUAUUGUUUCAGCUAUGUUCUACUUCCUCAUGGGCAUUGCUGCAAUCUGGUCCAACUCCACAGCUCUUUGGACCAUUGGUAUUGCACUCGAGCUCACAUGGUGGACUAUGGGACCAGUCGCUGGUCCCGCCAUGGCUAUUGCGGGUGAGAUCUCGCAAGCCCGCCUGCGUGCUCAAUCUCAGUCCAUCGGAUUCGCCUUCAACUAUUUCUUCUCGUGUGUGUGGAAUGUGGUUGUUCCUUACAUGUUUAACACCGACGAAGGCAACCUUGGUGGCAAGAUGGGAUGGAUCUUCCUGGCUACCAGUUUGAUCAGUGUUGUUAUUGUAUACUUUGAGUUCCCUGAGACCAAGGACAGGACAUAUGAGGAGCUGGAUGAGUUGUUCGAGCGAAAGAUUCCUGCUCGUCACUUUGCCAAUUAUGCAGAAUUGUCACUGAGACCCGAGUGA
Molecule: messenger RNA, 1551 nt
Organism: Penicillium malachiteum
Lineage: Eukaryota; Fungi; Ascomycota; Eurotiomycetes; Eurotiales; Aspergillaceae
Exons: 5
Coding region: 1-1551 (516 amino acids)
Biological process (GO): carbohydrate transport; transmembrane transport
Cellular component (GO): membrane
Molecular function (GO): carbohydrate:proton symporter activity
Source: RefSeq, a predicted model, not a curated record